CGUGCACCGGAUCAGCCUGUAGCCCCCGUACUGUGCCGCGGAGCAGUUUACGUGCUUGCUUCCCCCAGUCUGCUGCGAAGAUCGCCACUUCCUGCCACUAAGUGCGGCAGUGCUCGGAGUUUCUCCCAGUCUCUCCAUCCUGUAAACAGCUACGCCAGGAUCGGCCGACCGUGCUUUCCUGUCCGAUCGGGUUCCCCCGAUGCCGCCUGGCGGCGUGAGUCCGGCAGAGCCGCGGCCGGGGUUCGCUUCGUGUCACCGCCCGUUUCCUUCCUGUCCAGCUUAGCUAGCUUGUCCGACACGGCACUCGACUGUGUGAUUUUUUUUUUUUAUUAUAUACCAUCUUAAGUUUCUCGCUAAUUUAAUGACAGCGAUAGUUUGGCAUGGUCAUCCCGUCCGUGGGCACUGACCUGGCUGUUUAAACAGCGUUUCCCCAGGAAGGGCUUGGAGCGGACUUAUAUCGACAGGGCUGUGCCAGAUUUUAUUUAUCUCCGUGGUCCUGAGCUUUGAAAUUCUCAGGGUAGUUCCCACCGCCAGAGGCCCAGCACUGGGAAGACCAGCUCUGGGUUGCCAUGGACGACCGCUCAUCCCUCGGAAAAGUGAGCGGCUCCACAGAAUCCGUGUCGACCGUCACCAGUGAGGAGUUUGUGCUGGUCCAGCCGAGCGCGGCGGGGUCGCCUUCCUGCUCCGAGGCCAAACCCAGACUCAAGACGGCCUGGAACGGGAGCGAGCAGCUGCAGAGGGCGAUGGAGGAGGUGCUGGAGGACGAGGGGAGAGAGGAGGAGAGGCCCGCGGGAGAGCGAGGAGAUACAGUAACGGGAACUCCAGCUAGUAACAGACAAACCAUCCCCCAUAAUGUCCCGCUAGAUGCAGCAUCGGCAGAUGGUGAGUGUCCCCCUGUGCUGGAGGAGGACGGCGUGCAGUUUAACAAGCUCUCCUACCUGGGCUGCACGUGGGUGAAAGCCCCACGCAACGAGGCAGAGGCUCAGAGGGCCAUGGCCACCCUGAAGGCGGAGAGUGCUGGCCCCGUCCCCGUCACCCUCUAUGUCCCCAACGUGCCCGAUGGCUCCGUCCGGGUUGUGGACCAGGUGACUGGCACCGAGAUCACCGCCCUGCCCAUCUACAAAGUGCUGUUUUGCGCACGUGGCCAGGAGGGGACGCCGGAGAGCGACUGCUUCUGCUUCACGGAGAGCUACCGCAGCAGUGAGGACUUCCAGAUCCACGUCUUCUCUUGUCACAUCAAGGAGGCUGUCUGCCGUAUCUUAUACAGCUUUUCCACAGCCUUCCGGCGCUCCUGUAAACCUGCUCCAGAUGUGAGAGACUCCACUCCACCCCUCUCCCCAGACGGCGACAUCUUUACUUUUGUGGUAUCGCUGGAGGUGCGAGAGGAUGAUGGCAAAGGCAACUACAGUCCCGUCCCAAAGGACCGCGACAAGUUCUACUUCAAGUUACGGCAAGGUGUGCAGAAGAAGGUGGUGGUCACAGUCCAGCAGCUGAGCAACACAGAACUGGGCAUUGAGAGGUGCUUCGGAAUGCUACUCAGUCCAGGCCAGAAGGUCCGGAACAGCGACAUGCAUCUCUUAGAUAUGGAGUCAAUGGGGAAGAGCCUGGAUGGGAAAGCCUAUGUGAUCACAGGUACCUGGAGUCCAAACGCCCCCACGUUCCAGGUGCUGAACGAAGACACGCCUAAAGACAAACAGGUGUACAUGACGGUGGCGGUGGACCUCGUGGUCACAGAGGUGGUGGAGCCGGUCCGUUUCCUGAUGGAGACGCUGGUGAGGGUCUACCCGGCCAACGAGAGGUUCUGGUACUUCAGCCGGAAGGCCUUCACUGAAACCUUCUACCUCAAGCUGAGACAGAGCAGCCAGAAGGGCAGCCAGGGAGACGCCAUUUUCGAGGUGUUGAGCCUGCAGAGAGAGACAGAGAGGGCAAAUGGGACACGGGACCGACUGCUGUCCCCUGGCGAGGAAGAGGAGCUGGAGGAAGACAGCGACAAUGAGAUCUCUAGUGGCACCGGUGACGUUUCCAAGGAUUGUCCAGAGAAGAUCCUGGAAUCUUGGGGUGGGAUCCUCAGCAGAUGGCACGGCAACCUGGCGGCGCGCCCCAAGGGCCUGAGCGCCCUCGUCCGAACCGGCAUCCCCGAGGCCCUGCGCGCCGAGGUCUGGCAGCUCCUCUCCGGCUGCCAGAACGACCCAGAGCUGCUGGAGCGUUACCGCGUGCUCAUCACCAAGGACUCCCUGCAGGAGGGUGUGAUCACACGCGAUGUACAUCGUACCUUCCCGGCCCACGACUACUUCAAGGACUCCGACGGUGAAGGCCAGGAAUCCCUGUACAAGAUCUGUAAGGCUUACUCGGUCUAUGACGAGGAGAUUGGAUACUGCCAGGGUCAGUCCUUCCUGGCAGCUGUGCUGCUGCUGCACAUGCCGGAGGAGCAGGCCUUCUGCAUUCUGGUGAAGAUCAUGUUUGAGUACGGCCUCCGGGAUCUGUACAAGAACAACUUUGAGGAUCUCCACUGUAAGUUCUACCAGCUGGAGAGGCUGCUGCAGGUCAGUCCGUCAUGGGGCCACAGGGAAAUCAAACCUCUCGGCCCUUUUUCGUUAAUUUUUUGUUUGUUCAUUGGUAUCACUUUACAAUAAGGCUCCCUUUGCCACUUAUAAACGGUAAUCAUUAAUAAUAGGAAAACUGCGGUAUAACUUGUUUAUAAUUGUCUAGUAAUGGUUUACAAAGUGUUACAACCUAAUUAAUAACCUGCUUAUAAACCAUUCAUAAUCCCUUUAUAAGGGUAGCCUUAUUGUAAAGUGGCACCUGUUCAUCUGCCAAUUUUGCCCGUGCGCUUGGCAACGCGUGACCGUCGAUCUCAGUCACCUGUAGUCGUGUUCGUGGCAGUUUAUUUAACCCCCUUCCUGAGUCAGUGCCGGUCUCCGUAAGCUAUUAAACUAAAUCCACUAAAAAUAGGGUUUUAAUUUUGUGCCAAAAUCCAAUUAGACCCAAGGUGAGUUUUUUUUGGUGCCAGACUGAACAGGGUUACUAUUGACAUGGUUCCAGACGAGAGCAUUAGUAUUGAUUAGUCACGGUUGACAUAUGGUGGUUUGCAGCCGCUGUUUCAGAGCAGGUCAUUCCUACUUUCUCCUCUCUUUUUCUAUGCCAUUUCUAUCCUUCCUUCCUUCCUCAUUUAAUAUUUGUUUCCUGGCUAAUACGAGCGUAUGUAAUAAGAGCAAACAGACAUAGCUACCCAGAAAUAAUGUUAUUUGUGCUCGUGCUUACAUGAGGCACGGUGUGCAUGUAAGAAGGUAAGAAACCUUCGGUUGGGGCAGCAGAUUAAAACCACGGUCUGUUUUAUCAUUUUUUCACGAAGGAUUUUCCGUUUAAUGUGAGAGACCAGGAACUGGGAAGCGGUUCUGUGACUCGUGCAGGGCUGCUCUCUGUCAUGCGGUCAUGGACGUCCCUCUCCUCUUUAGUCCGAAAAUCGAAAUGUCAGGCUCUUUUGCCCCCCCUCAUCCGUGUUGCCUAAUUCCCUGGUUGUGUUGUUAUUCUGUGCCUCUGUUUUGUUCACCCUCACACUUUGCCCUGCCCCCCCCCCAGCAUUGUGGUAUCGACGUGACCUCUCUGUUUCAGCGACCCCCGCUGCUCUCCCUAAUGACUACACCUCACUCGGGAUAAUGCAGCUAUCUGUCGAAACACACUGAAGUGACAGACUUUCAUGGGAAGCCACUCUCCAGAAACAUGCAGUAUAUUGUCUAAAAGGGGGACUUGUUUUAUUUUUAUUUUCUUACUGUUUUAUUCCCUGUCAUUUAAGUAACUUCAUAGGUGUGUGUUCUCUUUUCUUUCCGAACACAACAAACCUGUGAAUUGAUUACCCUCUUCUGUCAGUUAGUGUCACAUUAUUUGAUUUCACUGCUUGUCUGUCAGUUGGUGUCGUCUAAUUUCACUGUUUUCUUUAUCAGUUAAUAUGUCAGUUAUUUGAUUUCACUCCUUGCUCUGCCAGUUAAUAUCACUGUGAUUCAGUUUCACUGUUUUUUCUUAGUUGGUGUCGUGUGUGUCGAUUUCACAGUCUCGGUCUCGAUGUGAUUUCACUCUUCUGUUAGUUAAUAUAACUGUGACUUGAUUCAGCUGUUCUGUUUCAUGUUUGCUCUGUCAGUGAUGGUGUCACUCGAUUUCACUGUUUGUUCUGCCAGUGUCUGUGUGACUUGAUUUCACUGUUUGUUCUGCCAGUGUCUGUGUGACUCGAUUUCACGUUUGCUCUGUCAGUAAUGGUGUCACUCAAUUUCACUGUUUGUUCAGUCAGUGUCUGUGUGACCUGAUUUCACUGUUUGUUCUGCCAGUGUCUGUGUGAC
Messenger RNA from Paramormyrops kingsleyae, 4331 nucleotides. NCBI's taxonomy places the organism in Eukaryota, Metazoa, Chordata, Actinopteri, Osteoglossiformes, Mormyridae. The record is from RefSeq and is a predicted model, not a curated record.